UUCCCCAGGGUGUGGUUUUCCCAGCCAUGAAUGCCCUUCUUUCGGUCUGGAUCCCGCCUUCAGACAGAGCCAAGUUCUCCACCAUUGUCUUCGCUGGUCUCGACUUCGGCAAGAUGGUGGGCCUUCCCCUCACCGGCUGGCUCUGCGCCUCCGGGGCCUUCGGCGGCUGGCCUCUCGCGUUCUAUGUCUUCGGCGGCGUCGGUCUCCUCUGCGGCGCCCUCUGGCUCCUGCUGGUGAGCGACUGCCCGGAGGCGCACCCUCGGAUAUCGCAGGAGGAGAAGGACUACAUUGUGCGGCAUUGCGGCAACAAGAGCGGGAGGACCGGCCCUUUUCCUUGGAGGGCAAUGAUGACGUCACUGCCUGUUUGGUCGCUUAUAAUAGUACACGUCGGCCACAACUGGGGCGGUUACACACUCAUCACGCAGUUGCCCACCUACCUCAAGAACAUUUACCAUUUUGACAUAGAGAGUAACGGCCUGCUCUCAGCCCUACCGUACCUAACUAUGUGGGUCUUCAGCAUGGUAUACAGCAGUUUCAUGCACAAAAUAUCCCACAGGAUCUCCGUCCUCAGUGUCAGAAGGAUCUCGAUGGCCAUAGCCGCUUACGGGCCAAUGUUCGGACUGCUGACCCUGUGCGUUGCCGACCUCGACAGCAGCAUGGCAGUAGCAGUCUUAUGCGUUGCUGUUGGCAUCAGUGGCGCCAUGUACUCAGGCUACAUGUGUUCGCACCAAGACCUGGCACCGAAUUUCGCCGGGACGCUUUUCGGCAUUACCAACACGCUGGCUAAUAUCCCUGGCUUUGCUACGCCUCAGCUGACGGGCGCCAUAACGGAGGGGAAUCAAACCGUGAGUGCCUGGAGGACUGUGUUCCUCAUCUCUUCCGCCGUCUACUUCGUCACAGGGACAGUCUACCUCCUGUUCAUCAGUGCGGAGAAACAGCCUUGGAACGAAUAUGCUCCCUCGGCGGAAAAGGAAGAAAAGCUGGUGGUGGUGACGGAGAGGGUCGACGAAAAAGCGUAAUCGUCGGACAACUGAUUUGCCUCUUUUCCUGUUAAAUCUUCUUCUUUUUUUUUUUCCUUUUUUUCGUUACUUAUUUCCCUUCUCUUCUUCUUUUCAGUCCUAUUCUCGUUUGUUUGUUUUGCUACCUUUUUAUUUUCUUCUUCUU
Messenger RNA from Penaeus chinensis, 1164 nucleotides. RefSeq names its product putative inorganic phosphate cotransporter. Gene Ontology annotation, biological process: monoatomic anion transport; transmembrane transport. Gene Ontology annotation, molecular function: transmembrane transporter activity. The record is from RefSeq and is a predicted model, not a curated record. NCBI's taxonomy places the organism in Eukaryota, Metazoa, Arthropoda, Malacostraca, Decapoda, Penaeidae. The coding region runs from base 27 to 1019 and encodes 330 amino acids. The transcript is spliced from 7 exons.